UUUUUCCAUAGCUGAAUAAUCAUUUCCUUUUUUCAGAUAGACUGUAAAGUUAUACUGGAAAUGGAUGACAGAGAAUUAUCUAAAUUUAUUCCAAGGUAUGGAGAUCGUGUGCUUGUUCGCAGUUUUCUUCGAAAACAGAAUUCGCCAAAAACAAGAAACCCUAAAAGAAAGUCGAAGGGUUGUAUUGUAUCAUCUUUAAAGCAAACACUUAAAGCAAUGAAAAAUAAGAACAAAAAAAAAAAGGUAGUUCAGACUCAGAAUCGGAAGAUACAAGUAAUAGAUACACUGGUAACCAAAAUGCUCUUAAAGAAAGAUAAGACUGGACAGUUCACUAAAAUCUGGACACAAAAAGGUGGUGGGCCUAGAAAGUUGCCAAUUAACAAGUCUGCCAAGAAAGAUGAAAUUAUAAAACUUGGAAAACAAAUCUACUUUGGAAAAGAUGGCAUUUCUAAACUUGGGAAGUAG
Mytilus californianus (California mussel) is the source of this 465-nucleotide messenger RNA. RefSeq lists its product as uncharacterized. Bases 61 to 465 code for a protein of 134 amino acids. NCBI's taxonomy places the organism in Eukaryota, Metazoa, Mollusca, Bivalvia, Mytilida, Mytilidae. The transcript is spliced from 3 exons. The record is from RefSeq and is a predicted model, not a curated record.